AUGGCGAUUCUUCUGUCUUUCUUCUUACGUCUAUUCCCUCCUGUUCUCUUGUUCGUAAUCUACACCAAGAAGAUAAAAGACUCAAGCCAGAAACUUUCUCCUAGCCCACCAAAGCUUCCGUUCAUCGGGAACCUACUCCAGCUUCGAGGAUUGCUUCAUAGAUGUCUUCACGAUCUCUCCAAGAUUUAUGGACCGGUGAUGCAUCUCAGUCUAGGGUUUGUCCCAGUUGUGGUAAUCUCAUCAAGUGAAGCAGCUGAAGAAGUUCUAAAAACCCAUGACCUAGAGUGUUGCACACGUCCCAAGGCUCUUGGCAUGCAUGCGACAUGUAAUGGUAAAGACAUUGGUUUUGCGUUAUACGGUGAGGAAUGGAGAGAAUUGCGGAAGCUUGCUGUUCUCGAGUUCUUCAACAUGAAAAAGGUCAGAUCUUUUAGGUAUAUUAGAGAGGAAGAAAAUGACUUGAUGAUCAAGAAACUGAAAGAAUCAGCUUUGAAGCAAUCUCCGGUGGAUUUGUGCAAAACACUUUUCUUUCUGUCUUCUAGUAUCAUAUUUAGAUCAGCCUUCGGACAGAACUUCUCGGAAACCAAACAUAUCAAUAAGGAAAAGAUUGAAGAAUUGAUGUUUGAAGCUCUAACAAAUAUGUCAUUCAAAUAUUACGAUCUCUUCCCUACUGCGCUUGGCCUUGGAUGGUUUAUGGACUUUAUUUUAGGAGAACACAAGAGACUUCAUAACAUUUUCGUCGAGGUUGAUACUUUUAUCAAGAAAGUGGUUGAUGGUCAUUUGAAGAUUAAACCAAAAAAAAAAAAAACUAAAUACUGUCCUGAUAUCAUUGAUGUGAUGUUGGAAAUGGCACACAAGCACGAACAAGAUGAUUCUUUCAAGCUCACAGUUGAUCAUCUCCAUAGAGUCGUCUCAGUAAGCAUAUUACUCUCUGGAGUAGACACAAACGCCAUUAUCAUGAUUUUUGCAAUUGCGGAGGUCAUGAGUGGAAACCCUAGAGUAAUGAAAAAAGCUCAAGACGAGAUCCAAACUUGCACUGGAGUCAAACAGGAAGAAAGAAUCGUGGAAGAAGAACUCAAUAAGGUUCAAUAUUUACAUCAUAUUUGA
Messenger RNA from Capsella rubella, 1104 nucleotides. Its product is annotated as cytochrome P450 71B4. Gene Ontology annotation, molecular function: iron ion binding; oxidoreductase activity, acting on paired donors, with incorporation or reduction of molecular oxygen; heme binding. The record is from RefSeq and is a predicted model, not a curated record. NCBI's taxonomy places the organism in Eukaryota, Viridiplantae, Streptophyta, Magnoliopsida, Brassicales, Brassicaceae.